CUCAAUCGUCGCACGUAAAUGUUGUCACAACGCAUGACGCCAUAAACAAGCGCCUCAUUGAAAUAUCAUCCAUUGCACCUGGGUUUGAUCGCAGUUUUAAAAAUGUCUCGACGAUAUGAUUCCCGAACAACUAUAUUCUCACCUGAAGGACGUCUGUACCAGGUUGAGUAUGCCAUGGAAGCCAUCGGUCAUGCUGGUACCUGCCUGGGAAUUUUAGCCAAUGACGGAGUGCUGCUGGCUGCUGAGAGGAGGAACAUCCACAAGCUGCUGGAUGAAGUGUUUUUCUCAGAGAAAAUCUACAAGCUGAAUGAGGACAUGGCCUGCAGUGUGGCAGGAAUCACAUCAGAUGCAAACGUACUGACCAAUGAGCUGAGGCUUAUAGCUCAGAGGUACCUGCUACAGUACCAGGAACCAAUCCCCUGCGAGCAGCUGGUCACAGCACUGUGUGACGUCAAACAAGCUUACACACAAUUUGGAGGAAAGCGUCCGUUUGGAGUGUCGCUGCUUUACAUGGGCUGGGAUAAACACUACGGCUUCCAGCUGUACCAGAGCGACCCCAGUGGGAACUACGGAGGCUGGAAGGCCACAUGCAUUGGAAACAACAGCGCUGCAGCCGUCUCGAUGCUGAAGCAGGACUACAAGGAGGGAGAGAUGACGCUGUCCUCGGCCCUCGCCCUCGCCGUCAAAGUUCUCAAUAAAACAAUGGACGUCAGCAAACUGUCUGCAGAGAAAGUGGAGAUCGCCAUCCUGACCCGCGAGAACAGCAAGACCUGCAUCAAGGUGCUGAAGCUGAAGGAAGUGGAGGAGCUGAUCAAGAAGCACGAGGCCGAAGAGGCCAAAGCUGAGAAAGACAAGAAAGAGAAGGAGCAGAAGGAGAAGGACAAGUAGUGAAGCCAGAUGACACAUUGUGAGAAGAAUGAAUGUGAUGUUUGUUGGUGUGAAUGUUUGAGUUGCUUCUUUCAAAUAAAACCAAAUAAGGAAAAA
Molecule: messenger RNA, 984 nt
Organism: Melanotaenia boesemani (Boeseman's rainbowfish)
Lineage: Eukaryota; Metazoa; Chordata; Actinopteri; Atheriniformes; Melanotaeniidae
Gene: psma4
Product: proteasome 20S subunit alpha 4
Exons: 9
Coding region: 103-888 (261 amino acids)
Biological process (GO): ubiquitin-dependent protein catabolic process
Cellular component (GO): proteasome core complex, alpha-subunit complex; cytosol; nucleus
Source: RefSeq, a predicted model, not a curated record